Molecule: messenger RNA, 693 nt
Organism: Eublepharis macularius
Lineage: Eukaryota; Metazoa; Chordata; Lepidosauria; Squamata; Eublepharidae
Gene: MEIKIN
Product: meiotic kinetochore factor
Exons: 7
Coding region: 1-693 (230 amino acids)
Biological process (GO): homologous chromosome segregation; female meiosis chromosome segregation; meiotic sister chromatid cohesion, centromeric
Cellular component (GO): kinetochore
Source: RefSeq, a predicted model, not a curated record
AUGGACUGGAUCAAAUUGCGCACCUAUUCUGAGAAAAGGAAGGCCCGAAAGAGUGUACACUGUGCUUCUCCUGUGCCAGGCAUGGUAGUUCCUGCUAUUGUGAGCAGCAGGAGGAAUGCCCCUGGGCAGUGCUUAGACCUGCUUUCCAAGCAUAGAAGGCAGCCUUGUGCCAGAAGCCAUAUUGGAAAUGUCAGUGCAAAAACGUUACCAGCAAUUCAAGAAACCUCUACGGUGGACUGCUUUUCAGCUGAGCAAAGUGUUGAACCAAAUUAUAAUGAAAACAGAGGCAAGGAGGUGAAUGAAAAUAUCAUUGAAACGGGCAGUAAUACAUUACAGGAUUCUCUGCAUUUAAACUCUGGAAGCAGAGAGAGCUUGGAAAAUAGUGAGGCUAGUUCAGGGAUGACUCUACCAACAGGUGUUUCAUACUUUCUGCUGGAGUGCUUGGAUUCUCGUAUAGAUACUAAUAUAGAAUCUAGUGAUGGAACAAAUAGUUACUCAUCACCUGAAACAUUCAGGGAUGAAAACGAUUUAGAAGAAACCUGUACUAGUCUCAAAGGAUAUCUUGGAUGCAAGAACUCUACCCUCCUUGAUACCAGCAAAGCCAACAAUAUAGACAAGAUAACACCACUGCCAAAUUUUUCAAAGAUAUUCGAAAACACAUUGCAAGGUCAAGAUGAGCGCAUUCCAAGGUAA